UUAAAUCUGGCGAUUUGGCGCCAAUUUAUUUGCAAGUUUGUUCGUUGUUUGAGCCCCCACAAAUCCGAAAACAACACGUUUGUUGCCGUUUUGAAACGACUGAACUACUUUCAAGGUCAGAGUACAACCCCACACAACAAUGUCGCAGAGAUCGGACGAUGGCCCCCAACCCACCCCCCAGUCUAACAUUUCGUCGCCCCCGCAAGACUUGGAACCGUUCGAAGAUGAAGGGGCUCUUUUCGGAGACGACGAUGACGCCCCCAUUGAGGAGGAAGGAGAAGGGGAGGAGUUGUUCGGUGAUAACAUGGAAAAUGACUACCGCCCCAUGCCCCACCUCGACCGCUACGAAACCGGCAACAUCGACGACGAUGACUACGAAGCGAUGUCCGUCGGCGAGCGGAUGGCCGCCGAAGAAGAACUCAGACGCAGAGAUCGAGAACGUGGAAUUAUUCGACGUGACGACCGCGAGUUGUUCUACGAAGAAAGCGACGACGAAGAGGAUCCUCGCCGGAAGAGGAGAAUGGCGGAGAAGGCAGCCGCCGGCGAAACCGACGAAGCCGAAAUGAUCGAAUCGAUCGAGAACCUCGAAGACACCAAAGGACACACGGUCAAGGAGUGGGUUUGCAUGAUUGGACCCCGGACUGAGAUUGCCAACAGGUUUAAGAAUUUCUUGAGAACGUACAUUAAUAGUCGGGGGCAGUACGUCUACCAGGAGAAAAUUAGGAAGAUGUGCGAGAGCAACAAAUCAAGUUUCACUGUUGAGUUUCCCUAUUUGGCGAACAAGGAGCACGUUUUGGCGUAUUUUCUCCCGGAGGCGCCGUUCCAGAUGUUGGAGAUUUUUGACGAGGUGGCCAAGGAAAUCGUGCUGUCGAAAUACCCGAGUUACGAACGCGUCACCAACGAGAUUCACGUACGAAUUUCCGACUUGCCUUUGAUUGAAGAACUGAGAACUUUCAGAAAGCUUCACGUCAACCAGCUGGUGCGCACGGUGGGCGUCGUGACCGCCACCACCGGCGUCCUCCCCCAGCUCUCCGUCGUGAAAUUCGACUGCAACAAGUGCGGCUUUGUCCUGGGGCCUUUCGUCCAGUCGCAGCACAGCGAAGUGAAACCAGGGGCUUGUCCCGAGUGUCAGAGCACCGGGCCUUUCAUGAUCAACAUGGAACAAACCAUCUACCGGAACUACCAAAAAAUCACCCUUCAAGAGUCACCGGGUCACAUCCCGGCAGGCCGCGUCCCCCGUUCCAAAGACUGCAUCCUCCUCGCCGACUUGUGUGACUUGUGCAAACCUGGAGACGAAGUCGACGUCACUGGAAUCUACUCCAACAACUACGACGGCUCGCUUAAUAUCGACAACGGGUUCCCGGUGUUCUCGACGGUGAUCUUCGCCAACCACAUGGUGGUGAAGGAUAGUAAGCAGAUUGUGCAGUCGUUGACGGAUGACGACAUCAACGCCAUCAUCAAGAUGAGUAAAGACCACAGGAUUUCGGAGAGGAUCAUCGCGUCGAUAGCGCCUUCGAUUUUCGGUCAUGAUUACAUUAAGCGAGCGCUAGCGCUCGCUCUGUUUGGGGGCGAAGCUAAAAAUCCAGGUCAGAAGCACAAGGUUCGUGGAGACAUCAACGUGCUGAUUUGUGGUGACCCCGGAACGGCUAAGAGCCAGUUUCUUAAGUUCGUGGAGAAGAUCGCACCGAGGGCGGUUUUCGCUACGGGUCAAGGGGCCAGCGCUGUGGGGUUGACGGCGUACGUGAGGCGGAACCCAGCUAAUAGAGAGUGGACGCUGGAGGCGGGGGCUCUGGUUUUGGCGGACCAAGGGGUGUGCUUGAUCGACGAGUUCGACAAGAUGAACGACCAAGACCGUACGUCCAUCCACGAAGCCAUGGAGCAACAAUCCAUCUCCAUCUCCAAAGCUGGAAUCGUGACGAGCUUGCAGGCGCGCUGCUCAGUAAUAGCUGCGGCCAAUCCCAUCGGAGGCCGCUACGACGCCAGCAUGACCUUCGCCGAGAACGUCAACCUGUCGGACCCCAUCUUGUCCCGGUUCGACGUCAUGUGCGUAGUCAGGGACGAAAUCGACCCCAUCCAGGACCAGCAUUUGGCGCGAUUCGUGGUGAACUCCCACAUCCGCCACCACCCGGCGAACAAAGCCGACACAUCUCAAGUCCUGGAGGAGCCGGACGAUUUGUCCAUCCCUCAAGAGAUGCUACGCAAGUAUCUAGUGUACGCCCGAGAAAACGUCCACCCGAAACUCCAAAACAUGGAUCAAGACAAAAUCGCCAAUAUUUACAGCCAACUGCGACAGGAGUCUCUGGCCACCGGGAGUCUACCAAUCACGGUUCGCCACAUCGAGAGCAUCAUCCGCAUGGCGGAAGCGCACGCUCGGAUGCACCUGCGUGAGUACGUCCAAACCGAUGACGUCAACAUGGCCAUUAGGAUGAUGUUGGAGAGUUUCGUGGAGACGCAGAAAUACAGCGUGAUGAAGACGAUGCGACAAGUGUUCCAGAAGUACUUGCUGUUCAAAAAGGACAACAGCGAGUUGUUGUUUUAUAUUUUGCGACAGUUAUCGCAAGACCAGUUGGCGUUUUUGCGGGGAACGGACGAAUCGCACUCUUUAGUCAUCGAAAUCGACGAGAAGGACCUGAAGGAUAAGGCGAAGCAGUUGGACAUCUACGACCUGAAGCCCUUCUACAUGAGUAGGAUAUUUGAAAAUAACAACUUCGUGUAUGACGCGGCGAGGAAGGUGAUCGUGCACACGAUUCCGGAGGCCAUCGCGGCGGAGGAUUAGGAUCUGUUUUAUAUUUGUACCUGUUUGUUUUAUUGAUUUAUUUUUAAUAAACGGUGAAGUCACGACGGGGUAUUACAGUCGCCCCCAAGUGUCCAAAAUUAUCCAGACAGAACUUCAAAACAAGUUCGGUUCAAUUAUAAAUUAUAAAAUUUACAAUCUUUCAAAAACCACAAAGCCAUACGAAUGUUUAAAAUGUGAGCGCAGCGAGCACAUUCAGGUGUUAUUGAAAAUAAAAUGAACUUCCAAAAUGUUAACAGAGGUUUUUGGGACUCCUAAACGUAUUUUAUUGCAAUUAUUAAAUAAUUUAUCAUCAUGGACGUAUCUGGAAUAAUUUCUUAAAAUAAAACCGAAAUAAAUU
This is a messenger RNA of Zophobas morio, 3134 nucleotides long. It is a transcript of the gene Mcm2, whose product is annotated as DNA replication licensing factor Mcm2. Lineage: Eukaryota; Metazoa; Arthropoda; Insecta; Coleoptera; Tenebrionidae. The transcript has 10 exons. Gene Ontology annotation, cellular component: nucleus; MCM complex. Gene Ontology annotation, molecular function: single-stranded DNA helicase activity; single-stranded DNA binding; 3'-5' DNA helicase activity. Gene Ontology annotation, biological process: mitotic DNA replication initiation; double-strand break repair via break-induced replication; DNA replication. The record is from RefSeq and is a predicted model, not a curated record. The coding region runs from base 140 to 2776 and encodes 878 amino acids.